AGAAGGAUAGGAAGGUCAUUUCCUUCAAACUUAUUCGCGUACAGUAUAUACGUACGUCGCCACGUCGGCACCACUGACGUGGAAAACCGUCGCCUCGUCACGUCGCACCCCACGCCCCCGGGAUGGAAAACCGUCGCCUCGUCACGUCGCACCCCACGCCCCUGAUCCCGGUUGACUCGUCGUUCAUGCUGGGCCAGCCCGUCGCUUGACCUAAUUCACGUCGCCCACGGUUGACCUUGUCGCCGUCGACGCCCAUGACGAUCAGCCCCCGCCGCACCCUUCUCCACAUCGCCGACGACAACACCGCCCCGUUCCGGACCACCACGUCGUCGCGGAUCACCCCGCCGCCGGCCCGUCCACGCGUUCGCCAGUACCACCCAUCUACACAUCGCCGCCUAUGACGCCGCCCCGUUCCCGGCAACCACUCUGCCGUCGACCCGUCCACGUUCACCGUUGUCGAACACCUGGCAAUCGCCACCGACGACGUCACCCCGUUCCCGACCGCCACUCCGCCACCUCGUUCCCGAUCACCAAGCCGCCGCCCCGUCAAGGAUCAUCCCCUGCCGCCGGAGUCAUCGUAGGUUUGCGACCUAAGCUGUUGAAAUAAAACCGAGUCUUAUACAAAAAUUUAAUUGUAAUUUUUUUAUAUCUUUGCUGAUGUAUAGUGCUUGACGUGUUUGAAUGGAGGAGUAAACUGGUUAUUCAAAGGAUGAGUAUGAUAUAGAUACCGGUGAUGCAACUGGUAACAGUUCUAUUAAUGAUCAUGAUUAUAAUAGCGUCAAUGAAUCAUGGUCUUCAUAUGAUAAUUUACCUUCGGAGGAUUUUCAAAAUAAUGAAGAUGAUACAUGCAGUGAAAACGAAGAUGUGGAUGUUGAGAAUGCGAAAAAUAAUAAGGAUGACUUUUUCUACGAUAAUGUAAAUCAGAAGGACAUAAAUGAUUGUAUCGAUGAUGACGGUGAAGUAGAGAUUGACAUUGCGGAGACUGAGAAGCUGGAAAAGAUGUUGGAUACGCAUUGUAAGGUUAUGGAAAUGACAUUUAAAUCCCAAGGGGAUGCGUACAUGGUUCUACAACAAUCACGCAAAAGAGCGUGGGUUCGACAUCAUGAAAGAGAAGGUGAAACGAGGAAAAGGUCCUGCAGGAAUUAUAAGGUUCAGACGGUUUGUUUGCUUCAGAGCAGGAAGACGACGGAGGAAAUUCAUAAUCAUGGAUGGCGCACCCGCAGGUUAAUGGGGGAGACUCGUUGCGAUUGCGGUGCGCACUUGGUGGUGAAACUAGAUAAAGCCCGUGGAGUUUGGUUCGUCGCGGCAUUUUUUGAUGAGCACAACCAUGACCUCGCUUGACCCGAUGAGGUGCCAUUUUUGUGAUCACAUAGACGGAUAGAUGAUUUCCAGUAGGCGGAGAUUUUAGCACUAUCAGGGAAGGGGAUCCGAAAGCACAUCAUAGUUGAUAACUUUAUCAGCAGAUACGGUUCGUAUGAUAAAUCCGGACUUGUGAGGCGUGAUGUGUACAACCUAUGUUGCAGAGAGAAAAGGAAGCUCCUUGCUAAAGGUGAUGCUGACACGGCGAUUGGUAUAAUGAGGAGUAGAAAGGAGAAAGAUUCAGACUUCUUUUUUGAGUAUAUGCUGGAUAAAGAGGGGAGAUUGAAGAGCAUGUUAUGGUGUGACGCACAGUCUAGGCGAGACUAUCAGGAUUAUGGAGACGUGGUUGUGUUUGAUAGCACGUAUAAGAUGAACAGAUACGGUAUGCCGUUCAUCCCAUUCGUCGGUGUUAAUAAUCAUCGUUGCACCACCGUGUUUGCUUGCGCCAUUGUGUCCGACGAGACCGAAGGAACCUAUGUGUGGCUGCUCGAGACCUUUCUGAAAGCAAAUUGUCAGGUAAAACCGAAAUCAGUAAUCACAGAUGGAGACGCUUCAAUGAUUCGAGCUAUUCGUACUGUUCUUUCAGAUAUUUUCCAUCGUCUUUGUUCAUGGCAUGUGGAGAAAAAUAUGCAGAGGCACCUUUAUCACAAAUCAUUUAUGGAGUUCAAAUCACUGAUUUAUUAUGCGACCUCGCGAGCCAACUUUGAGAAGAGAUGGAAUGCUUUCAUUGUUAGGUGACAGACACCUAAAACUGAACAGUGGCUUAACAGGAUGUACAGAAAGAAGACACUAUGGACAGCGUCAUAUCUUUCAGAUGGAUUCUUUCUUGGUAUGCGUAGCAAUCAGAGAAGCGAAAGUCUGAACUCCUCCCUUCAUCUCCAUUUGGACUAUGGUAUGACUAUUGUUGAUCUGGUAGUACAUUAUGAGAAUUGUAUAGAUCGCCUACGUGAGAACGAGGCGGAAGAUGAUUGCACUGCUAAUCAGUCACUUCCACCAUCAAUUACUGCAUAUAAGGCUAUUGAGGAUCAUGAUGCCCUUGUUUUCACUCCAGCUAAUUUUUAUAUUCUGCAAAAAGAUCUUUUGAAGUUGGCAGAAUUGGAGAUAUUUGAGACGCUUGUGGGAGUUCAGCGGUCUACUUAUAUUGUCACAUGGAAGAAUAAUCACAAGUUGAGGUAUGAUGUUAUAUAUGAACCAAGUAAUUUAGAUGAAACGAUAUCAUAUAGUUAUGGAAUGAUGGUUCGAAAAGGGCUGCCUUCCAAACAUAUUUUCUUUGUGCUGGUGAAUGUUCUUAAAUUGUCUGAAAUACCAAAUUGUUGUGUGCUACGUCGGUUGACGAAACAUGCGAGACAUGGAUUGCCUGCGCAGCGCAGGAGUGAUCUGUUUGGCUGGGGUUGGUCAGGAGAAGAACAACGUUCUUGGUAUAGUAGGCUUAGCAUAAAAGACGCACAAGCUUUCCAUGUUGCAUCAAAUGAUACCUUCUUGUUCGAUGAUUUGAUGAAGUGUCUCGAUAAUAUAAUAUUACAGAGAAAGAUCCCACUUGAAGAAAUAAUAGGCCAGAGAAGGUAUAAGAGGAUGAUUGGAAAUGCACCUGAAGAAAGUGGAGGUAUUAUUGGUGAUCCUCCGAAUAUAAGGUCCAAGGGUGCACCUAAAAAACCAAGAAAGGUGGUCCAGAAAUUAUGAAAAAUGAUAGACCAAAAUCUUUUAACGAAAAAUAUUUUGGUCCUUUGUGCAGCCUAUGUCACAAUCCGGGUCAUAACAAGGCAACAUGCAGUAAGAGGUACGAACGGUAGACAUGAUGCUUCAUUUGUUAAAAGAAGACAAUAUGAGACAUUUGUUAUUUCAAUAAAAUUAUGUUAUACUUGAAA
Messenger RNA from Hordeum vulgare subsp. vulgare (domesticated barley), 3224 nucleotides. RefSeq lists its product as uncharacterized. The transcript has 4 exons. The coding region runs from base 2131 to 3039 and encodes 302 amino acids. The record is from RefSeq and is a predicted model, not a curated record. Lineage: Eukaryota; Viridiplantae; Streptophyta; Magnoliopsida; Poales; Poaceae.